UAGCUCUGCGGCAGCCGCAGCCUCAUUUACCCUGGGCCAGGGCUGAGCUGCUGCGGCUGCUCAAACCUGAUCCUGAGCUGCGCUUGCCAUUCACUGCUGCUGGUAACUGGCUGCCCACAGAAAGCUGUCACCAUGCCCCACUCAUAUCCAGCCCUUUCUGCUGAGCAGAAGAAAGAGUUGUGUGACAUUGCCCUUCGGAUUGUGGCCCCAGGCAAAGGCAUUUUGGCUGCAGAUGAGUCUGUAGGCAGCAUGGCCAAGAGGCUGAGCCAAAUUGGGGUGGAGAACACGGAGGAGAACCGCAGGCAAUACCGCCAGGUCUUGUUCAGCGCUGAUGACCGUGUGAAGAAGUGCAUUGGAGGGGUCAUCUUCUUCCAUGAAACUCUCUACCAGAAAGAUGACGACGGUGUCCCUUUUGUCCGGACCAUCCAGGAUAAGGGCAUUGUCGUGGGCAUCAAGGUUGACAAGGGUGUCGUGCCUCUUGCUGGGACUAAUGGAGAAACUACCACUCAAGGGCUAGAUGGGCUCUCAGAACGCUGUGCCCAGUACAAGAAGGAUGGUGCCGACUUUGCCAAAUGGCGCUGUGUGCUGAAAAUCAGUGAGCGUACACCCUCAGCACUGGCCAUUCUGGAGAAUGCCAAUGUGCUGGCCCGCUAUGCCAGCAUCUGUCAACAGAAUGGCAUUGUGCCUAUUGUGGAGCCUGAGAUCCUGCCUGAUGGAGAUCAUGACCUCAAACGUUGCCAGUAUGUUACAGAGAAGGUCCUGGCUGCCGUGUACAAGGCCCUGAGUGAUCAUCAUGUGUACUUGGAGGGAACCCUGCUCAAGCCCAACAUGGUAACUCCUGGCCAUGCCUGUCCCAUCAAGUAUAGCCCAGAGGAGAUUGCCAUAGCCACCGUCACUGCCCUGCGCCGCACUGUGCCCCCAGCUGUCCCAGGAGUAACCUUCCUGUCUGGGGGUCAGAGUGAAGAGGAGGCAUCGCUCAACCUCAAUGCCAUCAACCGAUGCCCUCUUCCUCGGCCAUGGGCCCUCACCUUUUCCUAUGGACGUGCCCUGCAGGCCUCUGCACUGAAUGCCUGGCGAGGGCAAAGGGACAAUGCUGAGGCUGCCACUGAAGAGUUCAUCAAGCGGGCUGAGGUGAAUGGGCUUGCUGCCCAAGGCAAGUAUGAAGGCAGUGGAGAAGAUGGUGGAGCAGCAGCACAGUCCCUCUACAUUGCCAACCAUGCAUAUUGAGGUGGCUUAGUUCACACCACAGCCCUUGGCCCAGCCAUCUACACCCACUUUUGCCUAUUAGUCACAGCUAGAGCCAAAUAGCCAUGCGGAUCAGAGAUGCCUUCAUCCAUUCCUUUCCACUUUCUCAUUGCUGCAUCUGGGACCAUAGGAUGGGAGAAUAUGGAGUCCUUCAUGUCUGAGGGCAGGAGAACUUGCUAGAAGUCAGAACAGGAUGUGUGGGUCUCCCCCCUGCUUCUGUCAACGCCCACAAUUUCCUCAUGAUGAUGUAGCUUCUCCUUGGGCUCUCCUUGCUGGCCUGGGGGUCAGAGGGAAGUAACAUCAGCCCUGACCUAUGCCUUGAGUACAUACCAUAUAGCAAAUAAAGGGUAGCAAAACA
This is a messenger RNA of Dipodomys spectabilis (banner-tailed kangaroo rat), 1603 nucleotides long. It is a transcript of the gene Aldoc, whose product is annotated as aldolase, fructose-bisphosphate C. The transcript is spliced from 9 exons. Lineage: Eukaryota; Metazoa; Chordata; Mammalia; Rodentia; Heteromyidae. Bases 133 to 1227 code for a protein of 364 amino acids. Gene Ontology annotation, molecular function: fructose-bisphosphate aldolase activity. The record is from RefSeq and is a predicted model, not a curated record. Gene Ontology annotation, cellular component: cytosol. Gene Ontology annotation, biological process: fructose 1,6-bisphosphate metabolic process; glycolytic process.